AAUAAAAUUGAUUUCAAAUUCAAAUCUCUCAACGACCACCACAGCGCACCGGCUAGAUCUAUUCCUACAUCGAAAGAAAGGGAGGAGAGCCAGGCAGGCAGUCAACCCUCUUCCCUCCCACACAAAACGCAAACUACCCGCCACCGUCGGCAACUACUUUCCUUUCGUCGUCGUCCCCGGCUCCUCCACUUCACCACCACGACCGGACGGACCCGGAUGUCUUCGCCCGCACAUCCACCCCAUACCCGCAAAUCCGCAGCAAACGCUUGCAGCGGCGGAGACAGUUGGUAGCCGCGAUCGAGAGGCGACGGGUAACCUGCCCCGCCGCGGCCGCGGCGUAUAUAUUACCACCCCAAAAUUCCAGGAGACGACGAGGCGCCGAUCCGUAGCGGCGCCGAGGGCGAUAUCGAGGAGCCGCUGGUCUCACGCCGCACCGAGACAAUGGCAGACCAGUUAGGGUCUUACACAAUUAGAUCCCAUGGAAUGAUAUUGGCAAGAUUACACAUGUAUGACUGGAUAAUACUUCUCCUCCUUGCUGUCAUAGACGGGCUGUUGAAUAUAAUUGAACCAUUUCACCGUUUUGUUGGAAAAGACAUGAUGACCGACUUGAGAUAUCCUAUGAAGGGCAAUACAGUGCCAUUUUGGGCUGUUCCACUGAUUGGAAUUAUACUGCCUUGGGCCAUCUUUGUUGGAAUUUACUUCAAGAAGAACAAUUUUUAUGAUCUGCACCAUGGCAUACUGGGGAUUCUAUACUCAGUGCUCAUAACUGCAGUGAUUACUGAUGCAAUUAAGGAUGGUGUUGGACGGCCUCGUCCAGAUUUUUUCUGGCGCUGUUUCCCUGAUGGAAAUGAUGUUUAUGAUAACAUCACUACUGGUGUUAUAUGCAAUGGAGUGAAGAGCGUAAUCAAGGAAGGCCACAAGAGCUUUCCCAGUGGACACACUUCAUGGUCUUUUGCUGGUCUAGGCUUCCUUGCAUGGUACUUAGCUGGGAAACUCACGGCUUUUGAUCGCAAAGGACAUAUUCGGAAGCUAUGCAUUGUGUUUCUGCCUCUUCUUACUGCUGCGCUUGUGGCUGUUUCUCGAGUGGAUGACUACUGGCAUCAUUGGCAAGAUGUAUUUGCAGGGGGUCUUAUAGGUCUUACAGUUGCUUCAUUUUGCUAUCUACAGUUUUUUCCAUAUCCUUUUGAUGGCGAUGCUUUGUGGCCUCACGCAUACACUGUCCAGUUAGCCGAGGAAGGGAGCAGCAGAAAUACAAACUCCUACAGCGUGAGACCAGCCGAGAUCGAAACAGUCAAUAUUCCUGGUCACGGUGGGAUCACCCUAAGAGAUACUCUAAAUGAUAUGGAGUCUGGUAGCGGCAGGAGAUUGUGAAUGAGUCUGGAAGUUUUGAACCAUAUACCAUGAGAGCUGCUUGCAAUAUAUACACAAGUAGAUCUAUUGUAGAGCUGUUGAGUGCUGCCACCGUGAUAGGAGAGGGUUGUUUAGAUGGGUCUGUCACUAAAUUACUUGGUAGGGGUGUUGUAUCUUCUGACAACCUUUGGCCUUUCUUUAUACUCCACCUGUGGUUAAAGUUUGUUUGCUUACGAACUCUUUGAUGUCAGCUUGGUCGUUGCAUUCAGCAACCAUGAUCUAACCAUCGUGAAUUGAAAAUUUUGUCGCCAAA
Messenger RNA from Zea mays, 1663 nucleotides. Its product is annotated as lipid phosphate phosphatase 3. The transcript is spliced from 9 exons. Bases 442 to 1371 code for a protein of 309 amino acids. Gene Ontology annotation, molecular function: phosphatidate phosphatase activity. Gene Ontology annotation, biological process: phospholipid dephosphorylation; phospholipid metabolic process. The record is from RefSeq and is a predicted model, not a curated record. Gene Ontology annotation, cellular component: membrane. NCBI's taxonomy places the organism in Eukaryota, Viridiplantae, Streptophyta, Magnoliopsida, Poales, Poaceae.